Molecule: messenger RNA, 663 nt
Organism: Striga hermonthica
Lineage: Eukaryota; Viridiplantae; Streptophyta; Magnoliopsida; Lamiales; Orobanchaceae
Source: the annotation of a GenBank genome assembly
AUGUCCUCGGCUGAUCUGACGGUUCCGAUACCUUGGCCGCAGCUGUCGACGGCUGCGACGGCUUCUUCCACAUGGCCGCGGUGGUGGACUUCGAGGAGAGAGAGAGAGAGCGAGGAGGUGAAGGCCCGACGCGUCACCAUCGGGACCCGGGCUAUUCUGCAGGCGUGCGGCGCCGUUACUUGUUCAUCUCGAUCUGGCGCCCCGGCCGCCAUUUACGAGAGGUCGUGGGCCGACGGGGAGUUCCUGAGGUCGCUGCGGAUGUUUGCAGAGGCUUAUGUGGUGACGAAUACGGCGACCGAGAAAUUGUCUCUGGAAUUUGGGGAGAAAAAUGGAUUGGAUGUGGUGGUCGUGUUGCCGUGGUGGGUCGUCGGGCCCUUCAUCUGUCCAUGCUGCCCCGAUUCAAUUCAACUGAAAAGACACUUCUGCCCUCUGUCCGUGCGCACGGUAUCCACUUUAGCUGUUCAUUCACCGCCUGAGGUUUUGGGAGCGUAUGAAGACGUGGCAGAGAAACUCGGUUCGAGAAGUUGUCGGAGGAAUUCAUCGUGGAGUGUAAUUCUCGGGCAGCUCUGUAUAAGCACAAGAAGACUGGGCGUUGGGAUCACGUCGGUGUUGAAUGAGGACGAGAACAAAGUCUUUGGCAUUGUGUUCAGGACUCCUCCAUAA